GAAGGAAGGAGGGGUCACUGUAGAAAGAGGAGGUCCUCUGUCUCCCUCCUCACAUCAAACAGAAGUUCUUCAGACAAACCUCAGAGUUUGUGUUUCAGCGUCUUUCUCCUGAGUUCACCUGCAGUCCAUCAAAUCCAGUGUGUGAAGAUGUCUGCUGCCAGCAAUCUGCUCUCUGAAGAUCAGUUUCUGUGCUCCAUCUGUCUGGAAGUGUUCACUGAUCCAGUCUCCACACCAUGUGGACACAACUUCUGCAACGAGUGCAUCACUCAGCACUGGAACACCAACAACAUCUGUGACUGUCCCCUGUGUAAAAAACAGUUCAGAACAAGACCUGAACUCAACGUCAACACUUUGUUCUCUGAGAUGGUUUCUCAGUUCAGACGUGAAGCUGAACUCAAAGCCAGCAGCAGCUCAGAGCAACAAGCUGCCAAACCAGGAGAAGUUCCCUGUGACGUCUGCACUGGAACCAAAGUGAAGGCCCUCAAGUCCUGCCUGGUGUGCCUGGUCUCCUGCUGUCAGACUCAUCUGGAGCCUCAUCUGACAGUGUCAGUCCUGAAGAAACAUCAGCUGAUGGAGCCUGUGGAGAACCUGGAAGGCAGGAUGUGUCUGAAGCACAAUAAACCUCUGGAGCUGUUCUGUCAGAGAGAGCAGACAUGUGUCUGCAUGAUGUGCACUGUUUUAGAGCACAAGACUCAUGAGGUUGUUCCUCUGAGUGAAGAAUGUGAAGGAAAGAAGAAGGAGCUGAGGAAGACAGAGGCUGAAAUGCAGCAGAUGAUCCAGGAGAGACGAGUGAAGAUCAAGGAGAUCAGAGAGUGUGUGAAGAGGAGUAAAGCUGCUGCAGACAGAGAGAAAGCAGAAGGUGUUGAGGUGUUCACUGCUCUGAAGGAGUGUGUUGAGAGAGGCCUGAAGCAGCUGAUGGAGAGGAUGGAGGAGGAAGAGGAAGCCAGAGAGAAGCAGGCUGAAGGUCUCAUCAGAGAUCUGGAAGAGGAGAUCUGUGAGCUGAUGAAGAGGAGCUCAGAGGUGGAGCAGCUCUUCCUCUCUGAAGACCACCUCCACCUCCUCCAAGGCUUCUCCUCCCUGAAAGCUGCUCCACCCACCAAGGACUGGACAGAGGUCAGCGUCCGUCCAUCAUCAUAUGAGGGGACUGUGGUGAGAGCUGUGGCUCAGCUGGAGGAGACUCUCAGCAAAGAGAUGAAGAAGCUGUUUGAGGCUGAUCUGAAGAGGAAGCAGCAGUUUGCAGUGGAUGUGACUCUUGAUCCUGAUACAGCUCAUCCUAAACUCAUCCUGUCUGAUGAUGGAAAACAAGUGAGUGAUGGUGAUGUGAGGAAGAAUCUUCCAGACAACCCAGAAAGAUUUGAUGAUGAACGUUUUGUUUUAGGAAAACAGAGUUUCUCUUCAGGUAAAUUUUACUUUGAGGUUCAGGUUAAAGGAAAGACUGAAUGGGCUUUAGGAGUGGCUCAAGAUCCCACGAACAUGAAGGGAGAGGGCACCUAUGAAGGUGUCUGGGCGAUAGGUUUGGAAAAUGGAAAUGAGUAUUUAGCUGGUAAGGAUGAUACUGAGAUUGAUCUCUCUCUGAAGUGUGUUCCUGAGAAGGUGGGGGUGUUUGUGGAUUAUGAGGAGGGUCUGGUCUCUUUUUAUGAUGUAGCUGCUGCAGCUCUGAUCUACUCCUUCACUGGCUGCUGCUUCACUGACAAACUCUUCCCAUUCUUCAGUCCCUGUGAUAAUGAUGAUGGUGAAAACUCUGCUCCUCUGAUCAUCUGUCCUGUCAAUCAAACUGUCUGAUCUGUUUUUAUCAUUAAACAUCACCAACAAUGAAUAAAGUGGUGAGAAAGUGACAGAUUAACUGUGAUUCAUGGUGAACGAUUCUCUGAUUCCAUUGAGCAGCAGUUUGUACCUAAAGAAACGUUCGUCUGACAGUUUGAACAACACAAGUAAAGCUGUGAUGAGAAGAGGAAACACUGAGCAGUCAGAGUCAGUAUCAACCUGUUUCCUCUGAGUCUGAUUCAUGGCAGAGCUCCUUCAUGGUUGAAGACUCCAUCAGGAGAGUUUUCAUGUGUUUUUAUGUCUUCAUGAGCAGGAAUCUUUCAGUCUGUGUGUCUUCAAGCUGCAGAGUCACAACAUGAACAUAUUAGUUUUUCUCUCCAGCUUCAAGGUUUCUUCAAGGGGAAAUUUAAUGUUGAGAUUUUAUAAUCCAGUUUAAGGCCUGAUUCACACAUACGCGGUCACUGCACGGCGCGGGCCAGACGCGGAGACGGCGCGGUCGCUGGAGCGGCGUGUUUAGGCGUCCCUUUCUCAUCAGCGCGGUCUUCGUGAGUGGGUUGUCCGCGGCAAUGGGCUACUAGUGUAAUAUGUUUGAAGUAGGGCUGAAAUGAUUCAUCGAAUAAAUCGAAUAAUUUGAUUAUAAAAAUGCUUCGAAUUAAAUUCUGUUGCUCCGAGGAUUCGUUUAUUAAUUGUGUACAGUGAAACUACCGUGAAACCACUAGCGUGUAGCGCCCGGAACUAAAGCGCAGCAUGUUUUUGCACGAGAGUGUAAGCCGCACAGACAUGUUGGAGCAAGCAGAUGGAGCACAGCGCGGUGGAACGGCGUGAGAAAUGGAGCUGCGUCCACACCGCCAAAUGCUUUCCGCGAUUUUGCGUCAAAAUACAAUUGAAAACAAGGGGGAACGCGCUUUUCACCAGCGACGAGACGCGUCUGACGUGGCGUGUUGUCGCGAUGCGUCCGACGCGUUUUCGCGGCGCGGCGUGGCGUUGAAGGGCAGAAUGAAGAAAAUGCUGGUGAAAAGGAGGAAGGACAACAAAGAAAACGCCAGAAAAUAUCAAAAGUUUGGAACAACUUUAAACGAAAAAAAGGGAAGAGCUCUGUCCAAAGUUUGCACUGCCAAGCGGAGCUGGCGUAUUAUAACAGCACCACGUCAGAAAAAAAAGUGACUGUAUUCUGACAUUGUUGUUUGCACUCCUUUGAAUGCACUUUAAAAUUUUAGGGCAACUGUCAGUUUAUAAAGGUGAAUGUGCUGUUUUGGACUCAGCCUGAGUAUUAUUAUUUUUGUUUUUUGCACUAGACAGAUGGCAAAUUAAUAUCAAUAGGAAUUGUUUGAUAAUACAGAAUAUUGCCUGCCGUACUUGAAGUGUUCUUUAAUAAUCAGCUUUCAUGUGCAUUUUUUUUUAUAAUGAAGGUAAGGGCUUAACCCUCUCUCGGGUAUUUUAUUUAUUUUUUAUUUAAAUAAUUUGUGAAUUUAAAGUGCAAUGUUCAUCCUCGCAAUGAAUGUUCUUGUGCAGUUUAAUAAAUGUUACUGCAAGCAUUAAUAGCAGUUCAUUUUUUUUGUCCGUGGUGAGUUUUAUGCUUGCCAAAAUAAAAUAAAAAGAAAUGUUAAAAAAAUUAUAUAUAUAGUCCGAUUAAUCGAUUAAUCGACCAAAUGAAUCGAUAGAUUAAUCGAUUACUAAAAUAAUCGAUAGCUGCAGCCCUAGUUUGAAGUAAUUCCAGAAGCGUUUCGGGAGCGAAAGGACGUUUAUUCCCAAGAGCAGGCAUCCAGAAACGUGCAUCAGCAUCGGCAGCAUAGAUUGUAAAUAAAGGAUCGGGAGUCAAAAACGCACAACACAAUGCGGCUUCCAUAGCUCCGGCAUAGACCUAUAGAUAUAGAUCUCUAGAUAUAUGUAUCUAGACACGCGCGCUCCUCUCAACUGCGCCGAAUAGUAAAUUCAAACGGAACAUAUAUCUGCAUAUAUGACAACGAGGCCCUGUCUUCAUUGUUUUCAAUGGGACCCGCUCCAAGCCGCGCGGAAAAAUAGACGGAGCAGAACACUGGAAAAGCCUCUUGUGAGACCAGUUUGUGAGCAGACAUGAGCUCAAUACAUGCAUAGGAAGCCCAGCUGACACGAGAUGUGUGUAUAUGCCAUUGGUUUCAACGGGACGCCGCACACAGCCCGCUCAAGUCCGCACAGAAAAAUAGACUUGAUCUCUAUUUAGAAUUCGCCGUGCAGAUUUGAACAGGCCACGCGCGGGGCCCGCGCAAACACCGUGCAAACCCAGACAGAUCCGCGCCGCACAGCCGCGUAUGUGAAUCAGGCCUAACACAAUCUGUUGGAAGAAGUAUAACAGCUGUCUGUGAGGAUCCAAACAGAAAACUGUGUAAACUGUGUGAUCAUCCUGGUGUCAUUUGUGCUGAUUCUCCCUGUAAAAAGUGUUGAAUGUUGGAAUCAUGGGCUUCAGUUGACGAAUAAAAACUCCUUUGGAUCAUCUGGAUUCCUCCUGAGUUCGCUUCUUGAUUUUGACUCAUUGGAAGCCAUUUUUUGGGAACAUGGAUGUUAAAAGUAUUUUGGGCUGAAUCACACUUAAUGCAGGUGGAGAUUUUCUAAAAGGGUCAAGAUUUUUGUGAAAAAUCCAAUCUGCAGCGUUCAAAUAAAGAAUAAUACUAAUUGAUGGAAGCCAUUCCAGUUUGCAUUCACAUGUCUCUGAAAAUGAGAAGGAGUUAUGUAUGUUGUCAACAAUUCUCUGAUAUGUUUAUGAGAAAUGUAUUUAAUAUUAUCUGUGAUUGUUUAUAUAUC
Salarias fasciatus (jewelled blenny) is the source of this 4542-nucleotide messenger RNA. RefSeq names its product E3 ubiquitin-protein ligase TRIM21-like. The record is from RefSeq and is a predicted model, not a curated record. Gene Ontology annotation, molecular function: protein binding; zinc ion binding. Lineage: Eukaryota; Metazoa; Chordata; Actinopteri; Blenniiformes; Blenniidae. The coding region runs from base 148 to 1782 and encodes 544 amino acids. The transcript is spliced from 2 exons.